UUCGCUCUCCCCAAACUACCUUAAUUCUGAAUCCUUAUAAACAUAGGUGUCUCCUUCUUGUUAAAUAGAUGAUUCGAGGAAUUUAGAGCCAUGAAGAGAGGUGAAAGUUCUGGUGGUGGUCAGAGUUCACUGGGCUACUUGUUUGGGUCUGAUCAGCAACCAAAUGCAUCGCCAGCCUCUCCAGUGGUUUACAAACCGCCAUGGGGUGAUGAUAACAGCACAGAAAGAGCACCCAUCGUUUCUGCACCUUCCUCGAAAUCAAACAGAUCCAACAACUAUCCCAGAGCUCAUGGCCAGAAUGUAGGAAACAUCAUUACUGAGCGUCCAACUACAAAGGUUCAAUCAGUUCCUGGGGGAGACUCAUCUCUCGGCUACUUGUUUGGAGAAAAGUGAUGUUACUCUCUCCCACUCUCUCUCUAGUGGAUUAUGAAGUACAGUUGUGGGUUUCCACCGAGUAAAAUAAGGGCUUCAGUUUCCAUCAGUAAAUGGGUUCACUGAGUGCCUUGCUGUUGUUUGAUUUAGUAUAGAUAUGGAAAGGGGUUAUAUUCAUGAGACAAAGACAAUAGUUGGGGUUUCUAAACUUAUUCUCAAUGCAUGUGUAUAUUUUUUCCAUAUAUUUAUGGUGAUGUUUUUUGCUCUUAAUAUGUUGAAGGAUGAGAAUGAUACUUCCCUUAUUUAGCUUUGUUCA
This is a messenger RNA of Macadamia integrifolia, 688 nucleotides long. Its product is annotated as protein SPIRAL1-like 5. The record is from RefSeq and is a predicted model, not a curated record. Gene Ontology annotation, cellular component: cortical microtubule, transverse to long axis. NCBI's taxonomy places the organism in Eukaryota, Viridiplantae, Streptophyta, Magnoliopsida, Proteales, Proteaceae. Bases 91 to 393 code for a protein of 100 amino acids. The transcript is spliced from 2 exons. Gene Ontology annotation, biological process: cortical microtubule organization.